UACCUCAUAACUCUUACGGAGAGGAGGGAGAAAACCCAACCUCUUCCACACCAUCGAGCUCAAACCAUGGCGGCUUUCCGAGAGGCGUGGCGCCUGUUGCGCGUCGGGAGCACUCGUCUCCCCCUCCUCCGAAACCCUAACCCUAACCCUAGACCUCUUCUCCCCUUCCAACUCGUCUCCUCCAGAGGCAUCGCCCACAAGCUCUUCGUCGGAGGGCUCUCAUUCUACACAACCGAAGAUGGCUUAUCUGAAGCUUUCUCACAGUGCGGCCAAGUGAUUGAAGCCACAAUAAUCAUGGAUAAAGCUACUGAGAGGUCAAAAGGAUUUGGCUUUGUGACAUUUGCGUCAGAGGAUGAAGCCCAAAAAGCGCUUACCGAAAUGAAUGGCAAGGUGUUAAAUGGACGAGUAAUUUUUGUUGACAAUGCAAAAGCCAAGCCAACAUACGAUAAUGCUCGACCAAUUGCAAGAGGCCCGCCUGAGCCAAAUAGGGGUAACUGAGGUUUCUUCUUGAUAUUUGUUUUUUCUGUAUAAUUGAAGAAUUAAAUCUACUUAGAAGAAGCAAAACUGGGAAUCUCCUAUACACAUAUGUUUGUAACCAGAAUUUCUUUUCUGGACAUUGAGGUUCUGGAAAAAUCAAAUAAACUACUUUCUAUUUUCUUUUGUAAUGCCUUGUGGUAGUCCCUGAACUUCUAGCCAGGUUUCACUUUGGUCCUCAAA
Molecule: messenger RNA, 717 nt
Organism: Ananas comosus (pineapple)
Lineage: Eukaryota; Viridiplantae; Streptophyta; Magnoliopsida; Poales; Bromeliaceae
Product: glycine-rich RNA-binding protein 4, mitochondrial-like
Exons: 4
Coding region: 67-498 (143 amino acids)
Molecular function (GO): RNA binding
Source: RefSeq, a predicted model, not a curated record